This is a messenger RNA of Penicillium concentricum, 1584 nucleotides long. RefSeq lists its product as uncharacterized. The record is from RefSeq and is a predicted model, not a curated record. The coding region runs from base 1 to 1584 and encodes 527 amino acids. Lineage: Eukaryota; Fungi; Ascomycota; Eurotiomycetes; Eurotiales; Aspergillaceae. The transcript is spliced from 2 exons.
AUGACUUCCUGGGACACCUUCACGGCUUUUGGUGGCAAGCUGAACCCUUCCGCUCUCCAGGCCCGCGAUUGGCAACUGUCCGACGAUGGUCAAGCCAGUGCCUGCUUCUUCACAGAGUGGAUCCAGGGCCUUAGACUCUCGCCGGCCAACUAUGGCAUUCCACCGAACAGGGUAAACGACGUGAAUAGGCUUCUGGAUGCUUUCUUCCCUGUACCGGCUAAAGGGGACCGGAUUUUACCUACACGAAUCAAGUCGGAAUCUGGUUUCCCAGAUUCUCUGCGGAAAAUCGUACCUGCCAAGGUCGGAUUCGGUCCAAGCAACAUUUUGGUCCCAAUCUCGGAUGCGCCAAAUGCACUAGGCUACAUCUUCAGUGUAGCAAAUCCACCCAGUAUGGGGAAUCCUACAUUCGAGAGCUAUUAUCUUCCCCUUGGUGUCUUUUAUGCGUGGUUCUUGUAUCUCGCAUUUGUGCGUCCUUCUUCGUCGCCGACCUCUGUCAUCACCAAUGUUCCAGCCGACGCAUGUCUGAUGUACCUACCCAGCUCCUUCGGCUCGUCCCGGCCGAUCUUUUUCCUUGGCGCGACAUGGUCUGGCUCUGAUCCUGCAGAUGCCAAUGCCGCAGCGGGGAAGGAGAAUGACGAGGCGCAGAUGGAUCUGUGGAGAUGGAGUCAGCUUAUUCAGCCGGCUUUAGGGCUGAAUCCGACUGCUCAUGUGCCGGAUUUGACACCUAGCGUAAGACGCGUUGCCGCUCGGCGCCUCAACGAGUACAUACUUGGCAAAAACAAGUUUAAUCCCACUGUAACGCCAUUUCUCAGCCCCCUUUUUGAUGGUAUCUUGCCCGAGGUUCCUGGAGUGGAUGACACUGGACUGAGAGAAUUCGUCCUGGGCUUAUCGCUUCUCGUCAAGGCUGACGCAAAACAGCCAUUGGGCGUGACGGUCGAGCCCGACCUCCUCAUCGCACAUGCCAAAUUAGGUCCUCAGCUGAUGGAGUUGCUGUUAGCCUUUGUGGAUUCUUUGACGACCGUAACUGAUCCGACCCAGUUAAUCACAAAGGCCCAGAAGCUCGUUCAAUUCUACAUCACACCCCAUGUUUUUACUCCAAUCAACAACGUGGAGCUGCCGCUCGGCCCACAGUCCAAAGUGAUUCUGGGCCCCUUGGCGCUUUCACUACCCGGCUUACUGCUCCCGAAAAUCAUUCAGAAGCUUGAAAGUUUGCGCUGUCAUCUUCAUCAUGAGUACGAAAGUAAUGAUGAUCAGAUAAGUCCAAAAUUCUUUGGUGAAUCACUCCCUAUAGCUCGAAUGUCUGGUCUUCAGGGUGCCAAGCUUUGCGUCCGCACUCUUGGUCAAGCAAUUGCAAGCGAUGCCUUUGCUCAGUCCUUUUCCAGCACCAGUUUGGACAACGCCUCCUUCCAGAAUAUUAAAGGCCAGUUGACUCAAACUCCCGUACUGGCACCUCCCAACCUGGACAGUCGAAUUCUGCUCCAACAGGCUCAGAUGCGAGGCGACGACUCGUUUGCCAACUAUAGUGCGGAUAUCAAAGCGGCCUGUCCGAAGACAUUUGGUUUGUGGUCAUAUUUGAAACUGUGA